Molecule: messenger RNA, 1319 nt
Organism: Nymphaea colorata (pocket water lily)
Lineage: Eukaryota; Viridiplantae; Streptophyta; Magnoliopsida; Nymphaeales; Nymphaeaceae
Product: lipid phosphate phosphatase 2-like
Exons: 8
Coding region: 166-1113 (315 amino acids)
Biological process (GO): phospholipid metabolic process
Molecular function (GO): phosphatidate phosphatase activity
Source: RefSeq, a predicted model, not a curated record
UUGGUGAAGUUGUUGGGUUGUUUUACUUAUUUUUUUCUAUUAGUGCAAAUAAAAGAAGAAAGAGAGAGAGUGAGACUGCUGUAUUCUGUUCUGUUGGUCCCUGAAACCGGGCUUUUCCACUUCUCUUUCGUCAGAGUCCUAGGAGUUCCUGCUGAUCAGGAGAAGAUGCCAGAAAUUCAACUGGGUGCACACACAAUUAAAUCACAUGGAGUUAAAGUAGCAAGGCUGCAUAUGCAUGACUGGCUGAUACUUGUGUUUCUUAUGGUGGUGGAGGUUGUCCUGAAUGUUAUACAUCCAUUUUAUAGGUUUGUGGGGAAGGAAAUGAUGACUGACUUGAAGUAUCCAUUGAAGAGUAAUACAGUGCCAUUUUGGGCUGUCCCUGUAAUUGCAAUUCUGAUACCAUUUGCCAUCAUCCUUAUAUACUAUUUCAUCAGAAGAGAUGUUUAUGAUUUUCACCAUGCCAUUCUAGGACUUUUAUUUGCUGUAUUAAUAACGGGGGUUAUUACUGAUGCUAUCAAGGACGCUGUUGGUCGACCCCGUCCUGAUUUUUUCUGGCGAUGUUUCCCUGAUGGAAAGGAAGUCUAUGAUACCAUCACAAGUGGUGUUAUUUGUCACGGAGAAGAUAGUGUCAUAAAAGAAGGGCAUAAAAGUUUCCCAAGUGGCCAUACUUCCUGGACGUUUGCUGGUCUAGGAUUUCUGUCAUUGUAUCUGUCUGGAAAAAUUAAAGCGUUUGAUCAAAGAGGCCAUGUAGCAAAACUAUGCAUCGUCUUCCUUCCUUUGCUUCUUGCAGCCCUUGUUGGAACUUCUCGUGUAGAUGACUAUUGGCAUCAUUGGCAAGAUGUCUUCGCUGGUGGCCUACUAGGUAUGACAGUUGCCACAUUUUGUUAUUUGCAGUUCUUCCCAGCUCCAUAUCACACAGAGUGUUGGGGGCCACAUGCAUAUUUUCAGAUGUUGGCAGAUUCUCACAGCAACCAGGACCAAUCAAGUGCUAACAAUCAUCAUCUCGCUUUUCGUGGAACAGAAAUUGAGACUGCAUAUCAGCAACGUCCAGAAAUGGAAUAUGGUGUGCGUGAUACCCGUCCCAUACUCGAUGUCGAAGCUGGAAGACGGUGAAAUCUUGUUCAACGCGUUAAAUACGCCUUCCCUUGUAACAUAGAUGAGUACCUUGUGUCUUGAAGACUCCUUUUUGAUUUAGGUUCUGAGUAUGUGCAGUUUUCUUGUUCUUUCUUUAUGUGCAGUUUGCAGGCUAAUUUAUUUGUUAGUUUGCUUUUCCAUUAGCAAAAGUUGUAGAGUUUUUAAGAAUACAUUAUAUUCCUUAA